Motacilla alba alba is the source of this 2669-nucleotide messenger RNA. It is a transcript of the gene CBLN2, whose product is annotated as cerebellin 2 precursor. Gene Ontology annotation, molecular function: protein binding. NCBI's taxonomy places the organism in Eukaryota, Metazoa, Chordata, Aves, Passeriformes, Motacillidae. The transcript has 5 exons. The record is from RefSeq and is a predicted model, not a curated record. The coding region runs from base 541 to 1227 and encodes 228 amino acids.
AGUCUGUGAAUUCCAAACAGCUCCCAGUGAGUGAUGCCGCGUGGUCCGGCCGCAGCGGCAGCCGGUGAGCGCUAAGGCGUCGGUGGCAUGUUGGAGCGGGGGCGUCUUAGCACGACGGGUUCAAGUAGAAAUAAUGGCGGGGAGGAGAGGGGCGAGGCGGCACGGCUCUUCCCUGCCUCCGGUGACACCGGGGAGGCCGUCCCAGUGGGAACAUCGCGGCUUGUCGCUGCUGCUUGCCAUGUGUCGGGCGCAAUCUCGGCUCAUUUUCUCUAAGCUAUACAAGUUCACGGACGAGCUAUCUAGCCAACGCGUCUCUCCCGUCAUGGACCUUCCAGGCUGCUGCGUGCCGCCCGCCCUCUGAGAAGGUUCCCUCGCCCCGCGCAGAGGAGGAGGCGGAGGAGGAGAAGAAGGGGAGGAAGGCGCGGCCGCAGCCGCCGCUGCCCAGCCGCCGUCCCGCAGAGCGCUGGCCGCAGGGCGCCUGGGCGGCAGCAGGCGCGCAGCCCCCUCCGCCUCCCCGCGGCGGCGGCGCGGGGCGCCCGCAUGUCGGCGGCCAUCCGGAGCGGCGGCGGCGGCGGUCCGGCGCCGGGCAUGGGGCGGCGGCGGCGGGGGGCGCUGCCGGAGCCGGCGGGCGGCUGCUCCUGCUGCCUGGCGGCGGCGCUGCCGCUGCUGCUGCUGCUGCUGCCCGCCGGGUGCCCGGUGCGGGCGCAGAACGACACGGAGCCCAUCGUCCUGGAGGGGAAGUGCCUGGUGGUCUGCGACUCCAGCCCCUCGGCCGACGGCGCCAUCACCUCCUCCCUGGGGAUCUCGGUGCGCUCGGGCAGCGCCAAGGUGGCCUUCUCGGCCACCCGCAGCACCAACCACGAGCCCUCCGAGAUGAGCAACCGCACCAUGACCAUCUACUUCGACCAGGUAUUAGUUAAUAUUGGCAACCAUUUUGAUCUUACUUCCAGUAUAUUUGUAGCACCAAGAAAAGGGAUAUAUAGUUUCAGUUUCCACGUGGUCAAGGUCUAUAACAGACAAACCAUCCAGGUAAGUUUAAUGCAAAACGGCUACCCAGUGAUUUCAGCUUUUGCAGGGGAUCAGGACGUCACCAGAGAAGCAGCCAGCAAUGGGGUCUUGCUCCUCAUGGAAAGAGAAGACAAAGUGCAUCUCAAACUGGAAAGGGGUAACCUCAUGGGAGGGUGGAAAUAUUCAACCUUUUCCGGCUUCUUAGUCUUUCCACUAUAAAAGAAGGCCAAAUAGGAGACAGAUCCAUGAGCCGGAGCAAGGAUUCAAUUGUUAAUGACACCCUGAACUUGGCAGCACAUGACAAUAUUUUCAGUCACCCCGUCAGACUGUCACAGUAGAAGAAUGAUAACCUUCUAAGCUCCAACAUUUGCUUUGAAUAUUGACAAUUCCUCGGAACCUGCGCCUCUAAUUAGUUUUAGACGACAGUGAUCUUUAGGAGAAAUGAAAUUAUCGACCUGAGCAAUUUGUACCUGUGAUUGUAAAGUCAAUUUUGGAUUUUAUUGUUGGGAUCAUUGACUUUCUUAUUCUUUUUAUUUUUUCCUCUCUUUCAUUUUUUUCUCUUUUACUUUAUCUUGUUGUUGUACCAAUGAAACAAAUAACUCGGACCACAGAAUCGCUUUGUCAAAGGCUCACUCCAGAGCCAGAAGAAUGGAGUGUUCAGACCAAUGAGGUGUUCUUCCAUACUUUAUUUCUUUGUGUUGUAUAGCCGUAAGGAAAAAAAAACAAAAAAAAAAAAAAGAAAAGAAAAAAAAGGAAAAAAAAAAAGAAUGGCUUCAGUCUCAGUCCUGUAUUUUUCUGGGGGAGGGGGAUUCUGGACAUUACUGUGUCAAGAAGUGCUUUAUCCAGUGAAGCAAAAUUUGCACGAUUGGAACCUUAUUUGUGUUGUUCGUGUUUUUCAUCAACUUUUAAUUUUUCCUGAUUUUUGUUUGUGUGUGCUAAAAAUGUAAGCUAGAUUGAUCAAUAAGACAAAACAAAGCACAUAUAUACCCUGUAGCUCUAAGUAAAGCUAACCAGUGAACAAUUUCUGUCUGCACUUUCCAGCUGAUCUUUAUAGACCUAUUUAGAGAGAGAGAGAAAGAGAGAAAGAGCGAGAGAGCUACAUGAUCCUUCAAUUACAAUCUGGAAACUGAUAAAGGAACUGACAUUUCUGAAUUGUCCUGACAUUUCUAGAAGCAACAGUGGAGGCUUUGAAUAUCUUCUCUGGCCAUACCCUAAAAUAUAUACUUUCUUUGCAUUACCAUAUUUUGGGUGUUUUUAUCUGAUAUUUGUUUGAUAUAUUUGUCCACUAAUGCUUGAGUACACAUUGGGGGAGCACAGAGAGAUGGCAGAGCAAAUUUUUCCUCUUCCAAAUUAAGUAAAACCAUCUCUACUUGAGCUGUCCGUGGCAAGUAUUGGAGGAGUAGACACAAGCAUCCUUGACAACCUUAGGGUGAGCGGCCUCAGAGGAUCAACAAAUGCUCCAGAAGUUGGCAGAGGUGCCAUGCAUACAUUUGCUGCGUCUGCUCUUCCCAACACAAAUGGCCUCAAAGUUCUAGGGGUGGACUGACAUCAAUAUCGAACUCUGAGAAAAUUAUAUACCAAAUCAACAAGAGGUAAAAUAUCAGGCCAAUGUCAAUUGUAUCCCUUUGCCUCAUUCUCAAUAAACAUAUCCUUUUUCUUCA